AUGCCGCGCAAGUCGGGCCCCGCCAAGACUACAUCUUCGCCCUCGUCCCCCGCUGCUGGUCCCACCACAGGGGCUCGUAGGGCUGCAACCUCGGGCCCUAGCCAUGGCAGGAAAAGUAGUCAAACUUCUACUCAGCAGUCCUCUCCUCCUAGCUCUCCUGCUAGUACUGCCCCGUCCACCCCGGCUGCUACUACCCCAAUGGCUCUUUCUACCCACGCCCCAUCAGCUACCCCGACUCAAUCGGCGCCUAGUCCGGCUCCGGCACCAGUAGCUGCUCCGGCGGCGGCCAGUCCCCCACCUGCUGCGCCCUCGGGUGGUGGUGGUGGUGGUGGUGGUGGGAUGCUAUCUGGUCUGGCUGGUUCGUUGAUGGGUGGUAUGGCAUCCGGUGUGGGAAUGUCCGUCGCCAACCGUGCUGUUGACGCCAUCUUUGGCCCUAGACAAACUGAGGUUGUUCACAAGCACGAAGGCGCACCCGCAGCAGCUCCGAGCGAUCCAUGUACGGGUCAGCAGGACAGUCUUAACCAGUGCCUGUCGAGUAAGGAGUCAUUCGAGUGCCAAUCUCUCGUUGAUCAGCUGAAGCAGUGCAAGGCGCAGGCAGUUUGA
Molecule: messenger RNA, 603 nt
Organism: Perkinsus marinus ATCC 50983
Lineage: Eukaryota; Perkinsozoa; Perkinsida; Perkinsidae
Product: merozoite surface protein 2, putative
Exons: 5
Coding region: 1-603 (200 amino acids)
Biological process (GO): mitochondrion organization
Cellular component (GO): mitochondrion; nucleus
Source: RefSeq, a predicted model, not a curated record